AUAAUCUAUGUGAUGAUGUUGAAUCAACGUGGAAAACUGAUUGGAUUUGCAAACAGUUAUUGACAUAAGGGAAUUGUCUUUUUUUUGUUCACCCAACUUUGAACCCAAAUUCAAAGUCAUGGUGACAUUUUGUGUUGAUUUUACAAUGAAUUCACGUUAGUUAAUAACUCAACCAAAUGUAAAUCAAAACUACAGGUUGAACUGACGUCUGUGCCCAGUGGGUAGCCUCUGUGGUAGAACAGUCUGUUACAUUAGACAUCUUCUAGUCUCUCUCUGUGGUAGAACAGUCUGUUACAUUAGAUAUCUUCUAGUCUCUCUCUGUGGUAGAACAGUCUGUUACAUUAGAUAUCUUCUAGUCUCUCUCUGUGGUAGAACAGUCUGUUACAUUAGAUAUCUUCUAGUCUCUCUCUGUGGUAGAACAGUCUGUUACAUUAGACAUCUUCUAGUCUCUCUCUGUGGUAGAACAGUCUGUUACAUUAGAUAUCUUCUAGUCUCUCUCUGUGGUAGAACAGUCUGUUACAUUAGACAUCUUCUAGUCUCUCUCUGUGGUAGAACAGUCUGUUACAUUAGAUAUCUUCUAGUCUCUCUCUGUGGUAGAACAGUCUGUUACAUUAGAUAUCUUCUAGUCUCUCUCUGUGGUAGAACAGUCUGUUACAUUAGAUAUCUUCUAGUCUCUCUCUGUGGUAGAACAGUCUGUUACAUUAGAUAUCUUCUAGUCUCUCUCUGUGGGAAAAAGUCUCACAUUUUGUGGGGUGAGAGCAGCGGUAGACAAGGUCUGUCUAAGAUGUCUGUUGUGGCUGUGAAGUAAAGGAGCGGAAGCUAGGAUACGUCACCAGACUAACACUGCUCUGAGGACACUGCUCCACCCCCCCCCCCCCUUUCCACUGAGCUGAGACUUCUAGCGACUGAGCCUCCUAGUGAGACGCCUGGAUCCUGACAAGCAGUCUUCUUCUUCCACCUCCGUCAGGAUGAAGAACCAAAAUAAAAAAAGACGGUGUAUUUUCCUCUUAGUCUCCCUGGUUACACUUGUUUCUCCCUCUCUGGCAAGGCAAACUGACUACGCUCCCUAUUUCUAUGACAACGGACCGAGCAGCACAAAUGGGAAUAUGGCAAUGUUCAGUAUCUCAGAAGACACGGAAGUCGGAACACAGCUAUAUAUCCUAAACGGUACCGACCCAGAGGGGGAUGCCGUGUGGUUUGGCCUGACCUUUCAGAAGGGUACCAGAGAAUACAUGAGAGUGGACCCUAAGUCAGGAAACAUAACUCUCAUUCAGGAACUAGACAGAGAGAAACAAGGUGAAAUCUUAGCAUUUGUUAGCAUAACAGAUGGUCGGAAUAAGGUUGUCGAGACGAUACGGAUGUUUGUCACCGAUGCCAAUGAUGAGCGACCAGAGUUCCAGAACCUGCCUUUCACCGUGGACGUCGCCGAGGACACUGAAGCUGGAAGCAGCAUUUACAGAGUACAAGCGGUGGAUAAAGACAUAGGCUCUGGAGGCAGUGUCAACUAUUACUUACUGGGCACCACUACUACCAGGUUCACCAUCGACGGCCACAGUGGGGUCCUGCGGAUCAAAGCAGGCCAGACACUCGACUACGAGACCACAGCAACACACUUUGUGAUAGUGGUUGCCAAGGAUGGGGGUGGACAGUACAAAGGGAAGCACCAGGUGUUGACAUCUACAGCCACCAUAACCAUCAACGUCCUCGACGCUCAAGACACUCCUCCAGCCUUCAUUGGAGCUCCUUACUUUGGCUACGUCUACGAGGUCUCACUUCCUGGUUCUGAAAUAUCCACUGUGUUUGCCAAAGAUGGAGACGAAGGAAACCCUAAUCCUAUUCAUUAUUCUAUUACCAAUGGUAGUGAGGGUGUCUUCACCAUCAAUAGCACAAGUGGUUGUAUCAGCCUAUCAACUUAUCCAGUCACGCUGAGGAAUGAAUUAUAUGAAAUCCAUGUCAAGGCCACUGAGCUGGGGCCGAGUGAUGAGCUGUUGGACUACUAUACCAUGACUGUGGUGACAGUUCGAGUGGUCGACCUCAACAACCACCCUCCUACCUUCUACGGAGAGAACGGGCCCCAGAGCCAGUUCGAGGUGACCAUGUAUGAGCACCCUCCAGAGGGGGAGAUCCUCAGGGGGCUGAAGAUAACGGUCAACGACUCUGAUCAGGGGGCGAAUGCUAAAUUUAUACUGAGAUUGGUGGGGCCUGGUCGUGUACUCAGAGUGGUGCCCCAGACAGUCCUCAAUGAAGCACAGGUCACCAUCAUCGUUGAAGACUCUGCUGCCAUCGAUCACGAAAAAGGCAAAUCCUUAACAUACAAGUUACUAGCGGUGGAGAUUGACACCCCUGAGAGAUUCAGUGCGACAGCUGAUAUUGUGAUUAAUCUUUUGGACACAAAUGACAACACUCCCAGGUUCACCUCAGAGUAUUACAUCGCACGUAUCCCGGAAAACUCCCCCGGAGGCUCCAACGUAGUGACUGUCACCGCCAAUGAUCCAGAUUCUGGCCUUUGGGGUGAAGUCAAGUACUCCAUUUAUGGUUCCAGAUCUGAUUUGUUUCUCAUCCAUCCGUCUUCAGGCAUCAUAUACACCCAGGCCUGGGCCACUCUGGACGCUGAGGUAAAGUCCAAGUACAACUUCUACGUGAAGGCAGAGGACACAGAGGGCAAGUACAGCCUGGCGGAGGUGUUUGUCACCGUCCUGGACAUCAACGACCAUGUUCCAGAGUUCCAUGACAGCCUUGUGGAGCGGACCAUGGUCAUUGGUGCACCUGUUAGAGUAGAGGCAAUAGAUGCCGAUGCAGGGUCGCCCAAUAACAUCAUUGAGUAUUCCAUAAUGCAAGCUGAGCCGAACAACAUCUUCGACAUCAACGCGGAGACUGGAGAAAUCAACCUGAAGUCGUACAUCAAGUCCAUGGAGAUCGUGCAGAACAUCACCAAGCAGAAAGACUGCAGGUGGUCUCUGGUUGUCCAAGCCCGGGACCGAGGGUCUCCGUCCUUCAGCACUACCGCCGUGGUCAACAUCGACAUCACUGAGGCGACUCAAGUCAAUGGGCCUAUGGCAACCUUUUUAUUGCAAAGUAGAGACAAUCCAAUGAAGGCCCUAGGCAUGGUCGCUGGCGUCAUCAGUAUAUUGGUAGGGGUUACUGUCUUAAUCUCCACGGCUACGUUCUUGCGCAACACCAAGUCCAACAGGAUAAUGCCGGCACGACGCAUCGUCAUCAGACGGAGACCGCCAAGGGACCGCAAGCCGUGGACUUUUAACGUACCGUUCCGUGGUAACGGAAAUGACUCGUCGAACAAGUUCAUUGUAGGUGACCCGGAAGCAGGGAGUGUCAACGUCAACAACAAAGGCGGCCCCCGGUGGUCCAGGUCAAAACCCAAGCCUACGCCCCCUAGAGCUCCCUGCCUGCCCCCUCCAUCCUGCCCUCCUCCGUCCUCCAACACCAGGCCCAGUGAGAGGCCCCGGCCCUGCGAAGCAGUGCCCACCGUCUCUGGGGGCCUGACCUCCAAGGUUUCCAGGGGAUCCAGCCAGAGCAGGGAGAUCAGCAUCAGCUCUGACACUUCUAGGAUCCCCGUCAGCUCAGCCCUGGUCUCUGAACUCAAAAUGAGACUAGAGCAGAAAAUCAUUGAGAGCAACUCAAGCUAUUAUUGAACCUGAUAGUUGUAAUGUGCUUGCACUCUAACCAAUCUCUCUGUAAUUGUCUCGACUUCUGAAAGUUACUCAGUCCUAGGAUUGUAAAACUACAAAUGUAAAAGAAUGUUGAGGACAGCAGGUUAAUUUCCUUUAAAAUGUUAUUGAGGACACAAUUUCAAAGCACGUCCUUUGUCAAAGCAAUGUUCCAACACAUUGUAUUGAACCUAUUUAAUCCAACCAGUUCUACAUGUGUUCUUAAAGAUGUUAACAUCAUGUUUGAUACUCGGGCCCUGGUCCAGAAUAGUGCAGUAUUUAGGGAAUAGGGUGCCGCUUGGGAUGCACACUCUGUCAUCCAGCAUUAGAAAUAACUAGACAUGUUUCCGCUCUGCCAUCUUGAGAUCAUGUAAUGUGAUCCUUGUUAGAUAAGUCUUUGCAUUGCUGCCAUCUUGAGGAAAACAACAUGUUAACAAGAAUGUCUGAGGGGGAAAUACUGAGCUAUGUCUGAGGGAAAGAUUACUGCACAUUUAUGUGUAAACACAACUGGACAUAUGUUCCUGCCAUUUCCUGAAAAGUUGUAUUUUAUUUGCUUUAAGACAAUGCAAUGUUUUCAGUAAUAGUGCUUAAAUAUAUAUAAUACGGAUUAAUAUGUAAACUAUGUUGCCUGGCAAAUGUACUCACUUUUACUUGUGCAUCAGAGUGAUAAUGCAGCUAACUGUAUAUAAGACAGCUAUAAAACAUGAGAUAUUCUUGACAGGAUAAAUGCCAUUUAAAACAUGAAGUGCUCAUGCACCUCUGUAGUGACAUUCAUUUUUUUUUUUCAAUUUAAAGUUUUCUUGUGUUUCAAUCAACCAACAAAACACAUUCACAGAUGUGACAGACUUAAAAAAAACUUUUUUUUUAAACUGAAAAUAAUAAUUUUAAAAAAAAUGUAAAGACUAAAAAAUAAUAAUAAUUUAAAAAAAAAACUUGCAGCAGCACUAUCAAGGUUCUUGUUAGCUAUUUCCAGCCUUAGCUGAGACGACGAGCAAAUAAUUAGUUUUUACAGCACCUUACACAACAUGUAUCUGCUCAUUUCCCUAAUCACCCCAUUCACUCUGUCCAAUGUGAAAUAUAGUUAAGUAGUGGAGACCAGAGUCUAUCAAACUUGGGCUGUCUCUUGUGGAGGUCAUAAGUGAGCUUUUCAAGAGGGAGAAAGUCAACAAUCUGGUCAAUCCACAUUUUAAAUGUAGGAGAAGAAUUAGUGUAGUGACAUUCUAAUGGAGUUGGUCAUAUUUUGAAGUAGAGACGUAGAGGAUUCUGAAGCGCUUGUUUCAAAUGACUUGCUUUUUUUCCCUUAAAUACUUUUGCAUUUCUAAAGGGUAAACUUUUAAUUGGGUGGAUUGGUGUGUGAUUGGUGGUGGAUUGGAUUGGUGUGUGGAUUGGUAUUGGAUUGGUAUUGGAUUGGUGUUGGAUUGGUAUUGGUGGUGUGGAUUGGUAUUGGAUUGAUGUUGGAUUGGUGUUGGA
Salmo salar (Atlantic salmon) is the source of this 5135-nucleotide messenger RNA. Its product is annotated as cadherin-related family member 1a. Gene Ontology annotation, molecular function: beta-catenin binding; calcium ion binding; cadherin binding. Gene Ontology annotation, biological process: cell-cell adhesion mediated by cadherin; homophilic cell-cell adhesion; adherens junction organization. NCBI's taxonomy places the organism in Eukaryota, Metazoa, Chordata, Actinopteri, Salmoniformes, Salmonidae. The record is from RefSeq and is a predicted model, not a curated record. Gene Ontology annotation, cellular component: adherens junction; catenin complex; plasma membrane.